Mauremys mutica (yellowpond turtle) is the source of this 1075-nucleotide messenger RNA. RefSeq lists its product as uncharacterized. The record is from RefSeq and is a predicted model, not a curated record. Bases 140 to 1075 code for a protein of 311 amino acids. NCBI's taxonomy places the organism in Eukaryota, Metazoa, Chordata, Testudines, Geoemydidae. The transcript is spliced from 3 exons.
CCAGAAGUACUUCCAUCCUCAAGAGAGUUAAACGGAAGAGAACUGUGUGUCUAUCAACGGAUUCAUCACUUGACAGCCAAAAAAAAAAAAAAAAGAAAAGAAAAGGAGGAGGAGAACCUCAAACAGUCCAUUAAUCCUGAUGGAGCACCAGAAGUUUCAUGGUGAACAGUCAAAAUUUUGUCUGAAUGUGGACAGUGAAAACAUGGAAACAUCGAACACAGAGGCGGGUUCACUUAAUCCAGAAGAAGAAAUGUUUAAGAAAAGGGCUGUUGUGGCUGGUGAGGCUUUUGAAAUUCCUAAAAUAAAUUGUGUUGACAAUGAUGAUAAUGAUAAAGGAAGCAGAACUAUCCAAAGUGAAACAUGCUUUGGUGUUGGUGAUGAUUUGGAUGACAAUUGUAUUAAAGAACUCAGUAGCACUCUAAAAAUCCCAGCUCUUGAGGCAUUGGGGGAAAAUGAGAAGUCACAUAGCAUGAAAAGCUAUUUGGAAGUCCAAAGUCCAGAAGAAUCAGUAACAUUACAGGGAGCAAGACUGACUGGUUUGGAUGCUGUCAAAACAGAGUUUCAUCUUAAUAAUGAAGGAACCAAACUGAAAGAAUUGUUAAGUCAAAUGGACUUUUCAGGAAAUCUUUCGAACUCCUGGGACCAGGGAACUCACUCCAAGUUGCCCAUCAUUCCUGAUCUGAAAGAGGAGAAAGAGCUGUUUAGCUUUCAUCUCCCAGCUUGCAAUGAGCAGGUUACAGGCAAGAGAGUGGGAGAAACACAUGCCAGUGACCGUGUUUCAAAUGAAGAGCAGAGUGAACAGUCAGCAGUUAUUCUGAAUGUGGUUAACCAGAACAAGGUGUCGUCAGAAAGUGAAGUCAGAGUAUCUGGAGAGGGUUCAUCUUACAGCAGAAGCCCUUAUGUCAGAGAAAUAAAAGCAAAGGAAACCGAUUUUAGAGAAAAGAUGAUUGUGUCUGGUGGACCUUCUGAAAGUCCUAAGCAAAAUUGUGACAAUGACGAGAGGGGAAGCAGAACAAUUCUAAUUAAACCCUGUUACGUAGUCCUGAAAGACCUCGGGGAUGAUUCCUUUACAUGA